Messenger RNA from Prorocentrum cordatum, 720 nucleotides. The record is from the annotation of a GenBank genome assembly. Lineage: Eukaryota; Dinophyceae; Prorocentrales; Prorocentraceae.
GAGUCGGCGAAGUACGGGAAGCACUGCAUCAUGAUCGAGGGCUCGGGCGGGGUGAGGUCCUUGUUGUACAUCGGCUUGCUGAAUGGCUUCUGGGACCUUCCAGUCUCGUACUUGAAGCGCUUGUGCGACUACAAGGGCUGGGACGUCGGCUGCUGCUCAAUCACGGGGGUGCUGACGGCGCUGGCGAAGCACAUCUUGCCCGUCUUCUCCGAGUCCGUGCUGCUCUCCAUCCUGAUGCGCCGCAUCAAGACGAUGGACGCGGUGGAGCACAUCGAGGACAUGCUGGAGCUGGAGUGGGUCGCAGACAUCUGCGACAAAGGUGUUGCAGACGAACUGCAUCAACAGGCUGCUGCUGCCCGCGCGCACAAGUCCCUGCGCAGUGAGGUCUUGAGCGACUACCACGAGCUCAAGGUCAAGGUCGGCGGCAAGCCAGUGACGAACGUGAAGCACAACAGGCAUCCAUUAUAUGGGCACCGCUUUCCGCCGAACCCCCCAUCUCCAGAAGAUGAUUUAGAUCAGGCGCAGGCAAAGCUCUACCUCCCGCCAGGGGCCUACCUCUGGCGUGCGAACACGCACGGCCAGUGGCGAUUCCACAUGCCGAAGUACGAGUUUCGUGGACAGGCUAGCUGGUCCGCGUUCGGGGGCUCCUCAUUCGAAGCGAUGCGGGACUGCCUCAAGCGGACUUGGGAGCGUUUCCUUGAGAAGCACAAGCUCCCGAAG